AUGAUCAUCCGGACCAGGCGGUCUGCUCUGACCAGCCCUCCGCACAACCCCAGCCUCCCUGAGCCGCACCCCUCCCUGCCUCCAGAGCACCACUCCCAACUGGACCUGCACCGGUUUGUUCUCAGUCUCGAGAGCAUCAGUGGACAGCUGGCUAAAAGUCAACAACCUAACUACUGGAGCUUUAAGAGCCGUAGCCCGCGCCACUCCCAGUCCACCCAGUCGGGGCUAGCGGACCAGGCAGCAAAGCUGUCGUUUGCGUCGGCGGAGUCUCUGGAAACCAUGUCUGAGGCCGACAUCCCGCUAGGGUUCAACCGAAUGAACCGCUUCCGCCAGAGCCUGCCGCUGUCCCGCUCCGCCAGCCAGAAUAAGCUGCGCUCCCCAGGCGUGCUGUUCCUGCAGUUUGGCGACGAGACCCGCCGUGUCCACAUCACCCACGAGUUGACCAGCCUGGACACCCUGCACGCCCUCAUCGUGCACAUGUUCCCCCAGAAGCUGACGGCGGGCAUGCUCAAGUCCCCCAACACGGCCAUCCUGAUCAAGGACGAGGCCCGCAAUGUCUUCUACGAGCUGGAGGACGUGCGUGACAUCCAGGACCGCAGCAUCAUCAAGAUCUACCGCAAGGAGCCCAUCUACGCCUCCUACCCCGCCGCCCACCUGGCCAACGGAGACCUGAGGAGGGAGAUGGUGUACUCGUCCCGUGACUCUUCCCCCACCCGCCGCCUCAACACCCUCCCCUCCUCGACCGCCUCGCCCCCCUCGGCUUCCCCGUCCCGCUCGCGCCUCUCCUACAGCGGGGGGCGCCCUCCCUCCUUCGCCGGGCCGGGGCACCCCCAGCACCAGCAGCAGCCCCAGCACCCCCACCACCCGUCGGGGGGCCACCACGGCGGCGGCCCCAACGCCGGCCUCUCGCCCUCGCCCAGCGCCAUCCUGGAGCGCCGGGACGUCAAGCCCGACGACGAGGGCUCCGGGAAGAGCAUGAUGCUGAUGAAGAACGAAGGGCUGUACGCCGACCCGUACAGCCUGGUCCACGAGGGCCGUCUGAGCAUCGCCUCCACGCAGUCGCUGGCCGCCAUCGGGGACCCCUUCGCCUUCCCCGUGUCCGGGGGCCUCUACCGCAGAGGCUCCGUGCGCUCGCUCAGCACCUACUCCACCGCCGCCCUGCAGGGGGAGCUAGAGGACGCCCUGUACAAGCCCGGGGGGCAGCUCUACUCAGACACCUACUCCUCAGCCACCCUGGGCAUGGGCUUCCGCAUGCCGCCCUCCUCCCCGCAGAAGAUCCCAGACAUGCAGCUGAGGGACAGGGACUACUCGGGCUCCCCCAGCAGGGCCUCCCCGGUCAGGCAGGCCUUCCGCAAGGACUCCGCUUCCUCCUCCGUGUUUGUGGAGAGCCCCAAAUCCAGGCCCAGCUCCGGCUCGGAGCCGCUGUGUCUGACGGCCGGGCCGGGGGCCGACGGGGGCAGGAGCACGCCUGGGUUCAGCUCCACCAUGCCAGGCCAGGAGUCGGACGCCAGGACACGUAUGGAGCGUCUGGACAGGAUGGAGGCCAUGGAGAAACAGAUAGCCAGCCUGACUGGCCUGGUACAGAGUGUACUGACCAGAGCACCCGACAGCGACAGCACAUGCGGCCUGCUGCGUCUCUGCAUGAUGGCGGGCUGCCCUCCGGACCAAGGGGCCGAGUUCUCACAGCCCUUCCCUUUCUCUUCCAGCGAGAAGACCGAAUCGGCCAGCGACGGCUCCGCCACAGGAACUGGCCGACUGAAGCGGAAAGCUCAGACUCCCUCGGCCCCGCUGGCCCUGAUGCCGCCCCCGCCCGCCAACGGCAGCCCGGCCAGCCGGCUCCAGAUGCAGCUCCACCUGCACGACCUGCAGCAGAACGCUACCGACCUGCGCAAACAGCUGUCGCAGCUGCGCAACAUGCAGCUUCAGAACCAGGACUCGGUGCGGACGCUGGUCAAACGCACGGAGGCGGAGCUUAGCGUGCGUGUGAGCGACGCGUUAAGGAAGCAGGAAGACCCCCUGCAGAGACAGCGCCUCCUGGUGGAGGAGGAGAGACUCAAGUACCUCAACGAGGAGGAGCUUAUCAUCCAGCAGCUCCAUGACUUGGAGAAGUCUGUGGAGGAGAUCCAGAAGGAUUCAUCUGUCAACCACAAGCUGGUGACGGCCCAGGAGCUGGAGGAGAAGGCUUCUGUGCUGAGGAGACUGGGAGAGACUCUCACUGAGCUCAAGAACCAGUUCCCCGGCCUGCAGAGUAAGAUGCGUGUGGUGCUCCGCGUGGAGGUGGAGGCUGUCAAGUUCCUGAAGGAGGAGCCCCACAGACUGGACGCCCUGCUGAAACGCUGCAAGACCGUCACAGACACUCUCACCACCAUGCGCAGGCAAGUCAACGACAGGGUGUGGAAGAAGCAGGACGACGCCGCCAGCUCGUUCUCCAAACACAACGAUGACUUCCGCAAGAGCAACAACUUUGACCUGCCCACCGGUACUCCUCUCGGCAUCAACGACCUGGGGGGAGGAGGAGGGGUAGGGGGCCUCAGCAGCCUGUCCAACUGGAGCCCUCACUCCAGUCACAGCCACGUUAACCCCUCCAGCCACCACAGGGACCACCACCCGCCUGUCCCCCACAAGGGCCGAGCCCUGGAGGAGCUGGCGAACCGCGCUGCCUCAGACAAGGCCGUGUCUGUGGAAGUCCGACUGGCUGCGGAACGAGACUGGGAGGAGAAGCGGGCCAGUCUGACCCAAUACAGCGCCCAGGACAUCAACCGGCUGCUGGAGGAGACCCAGGCAGAGCUGAUGAAGGCCAUCCCUGACCUGGACUUUGCCGCCAAGCAGAUCAAGCCCUCCUCCAACACGCCCUCUCAGACGCCCCACAGUGGGACCCUGGAGCACAGGUCCACCAAGCCCCAGCACGCCAAGCUGUCUGGGAAAGAGCCCGGCUCCAGGCGUGGCUCUGAUGAGCUGACGGUGGGGCGCUAUCGCACGGAGAAGCCCUCCAAGUCUCCUCCCCCACCGCCGCCCCGACGCAGCUUCCCAUCAUCCCCUGGGCUGACCACCCGCAGCGGAGAGACCCUCAUCCCGGGCAAGAGUAUAAAGAUGGAAUCGGAAGACGGCGAGACCCAGAAGCCCCACGUGAAGCUGCGGAGGGCCGUGUCGGAGAACCCCCGCCCUGCGUCCACCCCGCCCAACCUGGCAACCGGGGACAAGGAGGAGACCGAGGAGGACAGAAUUGCUGCUGAACUGGAGGUACUGACUGGACUGUCACACCAGCAACAAAUUGACAAAGAAAUAUCUUUGGUCAAGAUCCUCAAUAUUAGUCGAACAUGGGAGAAUACAGACACACACACACACACACACAUACACACACACAUACACACGGCCGCUGUGGGCCUCAUUACCACUGACAGAUUGGUGUUCAGGUCAGGCCAAGGCAGCCGGUGCCAUAUGUCACCCGGGUCCCUGUCCUCCUCAGUGGAGGAUCGCAAAGAUCCCACUGCUCAAGCCCACACUCCACCAGGCAGCCUGGACAGAUCAGCCCAGCCUGGACAGAUGGACCCCUACGGGCCACCAGGAAGUGUUUGGGAAGCUCCGCUUGGCCAAUCACACACUUCCUUUGACUGUCAAACUCUACGUUGUGUGUAUCAGUUGUCCAGAGCUUCGCUGGACUGCUCUGUUCUCCGGUGGGAGCAGGGCGGAUCAGGGGGCAGAUCAGGGCCCAGAGGCAGCCCUCUGGCACCAGACACACAGGCACAGACUGUGGCCCUGCCCCGAACGGCCCUUUCCCCUCUCCCCCAGAUUGUGCUGACUGAGUGCUCGUCAGUUCCACCCUCUGCCUCUGAGGGUUCUGUCAGAGACCAAACACAGGGCCCGUCCCCAGUGAGCCAGACUCCAGUAGAGACUGGUCCCCAGAUGGUCUCCCAGACCCAGCCUUCCCAGGAUCCCAUGGGACAGCCCCAAAAGGCGGCCCCCGUCCGGGAGCACAAGAUCCAGGAAUCCUUUGAGGAAGUCGGGGAGAAGAGAGAGGAGCUGUCCCUGGUGCUGACUGAGCUGGACGUGAGGGCCAUGUCCCCUUCUGAAGCCCUGGACCUCGGCAGGAGCGCGGGAGCGCCUCUGAGGACACUGACUCUUCCGUUACAGGACAGGAAGGAGACCCUGGAUGUCAGCCUCAGUGAGAGUCCUAUCCUGGUGCUCUUCAGGGAGCCGCUGACAGUCAGGGAGGCCUACAGUCAGCUCCACACUCUGCUGGAAACACCCAGGCCAGUGCCCAAACCCAGGGCAGGGUCUUGCCCCAGCGGCCUGAGCCUUGUCUCCAGCCCCCCUAACCCCAGACUCUGCCUCCCCCCCGACCAGCAGGGCUCUCUGGGGGAGGCGUUGAGGAGAGGGAUGGAUACGGGAGUGAGGGCCCUAACUGUCAGCCACAGCACACUAGCCGAGGAAACCCGGAUGGACCAAUCCCAGCAGAGCCCAGCAGCUGCUCCAUUAAGGUCUAAUGGGUCAGCAGGUACGGAGGCGAGCCUGGCCAGAGCAGGCCAGAGGGCCCGGGGAGAGGACAUCCGCAGCAGCACCUACCGGAGGCUGGACAGCCUGGAGGAGACCAUCAGGGAGCUGGAGAUCACCCUGCUGGAGAUCAGCGGCCACCCCAGCACCCAGCUCCUCCACCCCAGCACCCAGCUCCUCCACCCCAGCACCCAGCUCCUCCACCCCAGCACCCAGCUGGUCCACCCCAACACCCAGCUCCUCCACCCCAGCACCCAGCUCCUCCACCCCCAGAACCCCUCCUCAGACGCCCCGCUGGGAGAGGACUCCACCCCAGGCCAGACCCCCAGCGCUCCAGCCUCAGAACAUCGGAAGCCUCCGGUCCCACCCAAGCCCUCUUUGUUUGUUCCCGCCAUAGCCAAGGGAGGGAACGGCUCCUCGGGUGUGGGUAAAGUCCUCCACUCGUCUGCUGCCUCCAGGCUGAAGCACCUGCAGCAGAACAGCACAGAGAAGACCAAGAGUGGCAAGAGAGAAGAAUUCCUCAAGAGUCAGACCCAGCAGCAGGCCUGGGGAAGCAACAGUGGCUAUGGCAGUGUGGAACCCCUUUUGUCUAACACCAGGGCUGCCAGUUUCUCUGGCCGCCUGCCCUCCAGCUCGGCAGUGUUUGCCCCGGGCCUGAGGAAGUAUCCCCAGGAGGGGGCGCUAUCCUCCCUGACGGCCUCCUCCAACCAGGCCAAGGCCCUGCUGGCCAGCCUGUCAGCCUCCGGCCUGUCAGCCUCCAGCCUGUCAGCCACCAGCCUGAGUGCGGAGGCCCUGCUCCUCUCCUCCACCUUCCGACACCACCGCCUCCUCCGUGAGAACCGCACCUCCUCCACCCCGCUGCCCCUGCCCAACGGGCGCCCCUCCUCGUCGUCCACGGCCACCACCUCCACCUCCCCCACCUCCCCCACCCUGUCCUUAUCCCCCUCCUCCUCCCCCACCCCCCUGACCUCCCUCAGCCUCUCCUCCCUGGGGCUGAAGAGUGGCGGCCGCGGCCUGCAGUGCUCCAGCGGCAUCACCAGCUACAAGGAGCGCGGCAGCAAGACACUGCCCAAGAACCUGUCCCCCGGUGGCUCCCAGUGAGGAGGAGGAGGGCGGAGGGGUGGAAGAAGGGGAACACCCUCAUGGCAACCCCAAAGCCGGAGGAAGGAAGACCACAACAAGCACACUAGGUUCUACACCCUUGCAGCAAAGCUAGUCUCGAUGGACUCUCCUUUUCAACUUAGUAUGUCUCAGCUACUUGUAGUUUCGCUUCAGCAACCAGGUUUGACAGAUCUCCUGUACUGUAAACAGGAAGGGAUAAGACGUCAAGGCUCAGUUCACUCCGCUCCUGGUCUGUUCUGUGGUUCCUCCCAGCCUCGCCCACACAGGGAGUGUACUGCCAGUUCCCCAAGCGGGGGGCUCGCAGAUGGACCUCCACCCCCUCCAACAGCCUGCUCUUGGGGGAGAGAGAGAGAGACUGCGCUGGUCCAAUGCAACCCCCAGCCCAUCCUACCGUUUGCCAAAUCCCACUCGAUGGAAUGUUUGUGGAGUAGAUGUAAUAACUUGACUGUGUGACUAAUGUUUUAGAUACAGAGUAGAGCUGCAAUAAUCAACAGUACAGUAGUCAUGUGUAAGAGUACCAAGACUGUCGUGUGUGUAUCACCUGGCUGAAUGGGAAGCUGUUCAGAAACAAAACAACACUGUUUUCUCUUCUGGGGCAGUUUCUAAAUGUUUCUCCGUCUCCAGGCGUCUGGCACCUCCCCUGUGUGGUACACUGGUGCUAUUACAGUGUUGUCUCUGUUUGUAGACACUAUGUGAAGGGUUUACAUGGUUGAAACCGCCCUCGUUCCCUGCGCCGUACAUUCCUCAUCUUAUUGCAGCUUCUCUGUCCUCCGUCUUACGGUCUUCUCAAUGGGACAUUUUUCUACAUGUCCGGUUCCCAUCUCACCCGGUCGAUCUAUGGUCCUAACUGUUAGCACGAUGGCAAUGGAAGACUGGUCUUAUGGAAUACAGUCAACACAAACAAGACCAGAGAGAUAAUUUUAACAAACAGUCUGUACAUAAAUAAGGCUCGAAUUUCCUUUUGAUGAGUGUUUGGCUAUAUCAAUAUUCUCAAUAUUAUAGGCACAGUGUUGUGAUAACACGAUAUAUUUGUUAGAUGCUGCUUUUAGAGGCACCAUACUGUAUGUAUAAAAAAAAGAAAUAGAAACUCUAGAAGAUGGCUCAUUAAAGAAUGUAGAAUGAGCAACAUGUUUAGUGAAUGAACUGUGAAUAUGACAAUCAGGAUGUAUCUUCAGAUUAUGUUAUAUCCUACCAUAACCUCUGCACGAUGAUUCGAAUCACAAAAACAACACACACACUCACACGCACAUGACACAAACGCUCGCAUCAAGGCACAGUCUCUCACACAUGGCAGCUGGAAAACGUUUUGUAAAGUCUGGUUUUAGAUUGCUUUUAGCUUUGUCCUGACAGGAGAACACUCGGUACUGUGUUUAGUACGUGUGGGGUAAGAAUGGAUUAGCAAUGCACAGGGACCAAAAUUAAAAGGCACAAUAGAAUAGGCACAAGAUCCUUCAGAAAUAGGGAUCAUGUUAAUGCGAGGAAUCGACACAAGAUGUAAUAAAAAAUAUAGCACAUAUUGUAUCUUACAAUAAAGAAAGAGUUUCUGUUAUGUCGUUAUUGUCGAAGAUGAAACUGCUUUCACCUAUACCCAGCCUCAGUUGUUAGAGUAGAAGAACGUACUAAGUGCUUACUGGUGUUAUGUGGAUAAUGCACUUGCUAGAAUGUCAGUAUGUUUGCCAGUAAUCUCCCAGCAGUAACUAUUGCGAAGCUCUCACUCUCUCUUCAGUGAUGUGUUAGAAAGGAUGCAGGAGGUCACAGAUGAGAAGCCAGAGACAAAGUGAAUCUUCAGUUGCUUGUCAGAUGAGUGUGCGGAAUCGAUUCGUUGUGGCUUUGAGAGGAAAACGUCAGCUAGUCCACUGGAACUCAUGUCAAGUGCAGGCAGCUUGAGCAGAGAAGAUUGGUUUGGUAUUGUUUUUUUAAAAUAUAAUCCACUGAAAGAUUCCAAGAAUAAAAUUGUUGAAUGAAAAUUGUUUUCAGCAGGUACAGUGUAGGAGCUUUUGAAGUAAGUCAACAUGUUCACUCUCUGUUUUACAGUGCGUUGUUUGUAGAGGGACGUGUGCUGGUUGCGUACCUUCUGCUAGAUCUCUGUGGUGACAGUGUGGGUCUUCAUUACAAAUGUGAAACAGCGUCUAUCCUGCCAUUUAUCAGAGGCGAUGCCACAGUAUGUGCUGCUGGAUGGAUUUUCUUGGACCUCCUGAAAUGUUGUUACUAUCAGAGCCACCAAAGAGAAUUGUUCUUGUCUGACAGCGUCUGUCACUUGUCACUUUGUAUGUGUGUGUAUGUGUGUGUGUGUGUGUGCAAUGGUGGAGUUGGGGAUGAGGCAGGUUUCGUGUGACUACAGCACUAAUCACAUCAGCAGCUCUGACAGAAUAUCACUUUGGAUCAGAAGGAUCAGAUAGGGCACACAUUGGCUUGAUUGCGGAAAUAGAAACAGAGACUUAGAGAGGCCUGACUGGCAGGUUGUGUUGGACUGCAGUCGAGACGUUGCAAUAAGCACACAUCCUGGGCUCUGACAGCCAGCGCGGACGGUAGCUCACGGUCCAGUCCCUGAAGCCUCCACACUGGAUGGACUCCAGAUAUGCUCGGCUUAAGCUUGGGUUUUUUUUUAUAUCAAAUGAAGCCAAAUGAAAUAAAUUCGCUUACUCAUGCUGCUCCACACUCCAAUCCAUACACACAAUCCGUAACCCCCAGCAUUAGAUGUGGGUCUGGCCAGCCAUAGGGAAGAGGGUUGUCAUGCUUCUCUGCUUUUCCCCUGCAAGGUCUGAUGAAAGCCCCAGACCAGAGGGAUCGAGGUCGGUCUGGAGAUGCUGAUGAGAAGUUGUGUUAGGAGGGGAUGUGGAAAACACUGGCAAUCGGAAAAAUUAUUCAAGCAAACUUGAAACAAGACGUUAAAGAAUUAUACAUAUAUAAAUAUAUCUUCUGUAAGAUGUUUGUGUAUGAUAUUACUAUAAUUGUGAAGAAAGUGUGAUAUAUAUAUAGGCCUAGAUUUAAUGGUUAUAUGAAAUUGUAAAUGUAAAAUUUAGGUCAUCAUCUCUUUGGUUUUAUAUGGGUAACCAUUUUGUACAGCUUUUCAUUAGUACUGGAUUUCAUAAGUACUGGAUUUCACAUCAGCAGAUUAUUUAUUCAUAAACUAAACAUUUUUAUAUUGGUUUGAAAAUAUGUAUCUAUAUAGAUGACAGCCUAUGUAAUUAUACACUGGUGCUCAUUUUCAAUUCUGAGAUAUUUUUAUUGGUACUUUUAUUGAAUUUGCUUUGAAGAGUUGUGUGAGCUUGAAUUGUGCUUUGUCGUCUGUUGUUUGCCUCUUGGCCAGUGUUACUGUUCAGGUGUGAGGAAAACGUUCAGCUUCUUGGCCUUAGCACUCCGAGGUGUCCAGGUGAAGGAAACUGCUCCUAGACAUGUUCAUCAGUGCUCGUCUUAAGAGAACACACAGUUUGGUUUUGUCGCUUCACAAUGCACAGUUAUUUCUCUCUUUUUUUUGUUUUUUUCUCUCCAUACUCUCUUCAUCCUAGCGUUUUAGGAAAUUCAUCUCAUGUCAGUGCUGUUACUAAUCGGGGAGGUGAGGGAAAAAAGAUAGAGACAGACAGACGCAGAGAUAGAUACAGAAAUAGGCAGCAUACAGGGUGAACACUGAAUUUAAGCGAUGAGUAACCUUGGUUUACUUGUUGUAAUCUGAGCUCAGCUGAGGUGAAUUACUCAGUUUGGUUUUAAUGCUCGACUGUGAAAAGGCUGUAAGAGAGGACUAGCAUGACAGAGUACCCUCAGGUAGGCAUGGUGAUGCUAGACAGUCUAAUCUACCCUCCCGCAUCCCUGGGAUUAGUUUUCUUAGUAACAUUGUCAGUUGGAGAACACAAUCUUUUUUCUACACUGAAAGAGACUGUGUUUUGACCUAUGUUCUGUAGUGUGUAUAUGAGAUUUUUACUUGGAUGUGUGGAUGUUCUGGGCUAAUCUUGGCAUCAAAAAAGAAAAAGAAUCAACUUGUAAAUAGGCCGAGUCAUUCCUAUAGAGUUCAACCAAACUUUAUGUCCAAAAAAAUGUUUUAGGAAUAAAAAGACGAUGGCAACAAAGGUAUAUUUAAAAACAAUGCAUGUAUAGUCUAAAGCAAUCGCACGGUGCAGUUGAAAAAAAUUAUUGUCUUUGUUUUCCAAAAAAAAACGAGUGAAAGAAAGAGAGAAAGGUUUAGAGAAAAGAUACAUCACAAGGUUUACAACAGUAGAGAAUAUGAGUUUUUUAUGUCGGUAUAUCUGUGACAAGGGCAUGUUCAGUCUUACUGUGAUCUGUAAAGUGAAGAUGGUAGUGGUGACGAUGAUGAUAAUGGCAAGGGGUGAUGGGUGUUUUGAGAAUGAUCCAGAAUGCUUGACCGCACUGCACCUUCACCAGAAAACCGAACAAUACUGGUGCACUCUUUCCACAGAGUGAUUCUCCCAUUUGUAGAGAAGUGUUAUAUACAGAAUGAACAAUGCAGAAAAUAGAUUAUAUAUAUGAAGACAUAUAAAUAUAUAUAUAAAUAUAAAGGCCUACUGAUACUGGAGAUACUAAAUUAUUAGUGUGGAUGCCAUGAUAUUCUGUGAGAAAUGUGCUUUUUUUUUCUUGUGAGAAGACUGGCAGUAUAUCUGCUUCCUUUGUAUAUACUUGCUGUGGUUGUGUGUCUAAUAAAGU
Messenger RNA from Hypomesus transpacificus, 10269 nucleotides. RefSeq lists its product as uncharacterized. Gene Ontology annotation, cellular component: actin cytoskeleton; postsynaptic density; cytoplasm. Bases 1 to 5592 code for a protein of 1863 amino acids. Lineage: Eukaryota; Metazoa; Chordata; Actinopteri; Osmeriformes; Osmeridae. The record is from RefSeq and is a predicted model, not a curated record. The transcript has 21 exons. Gene Ontology annotation, biological process: regulation of dendritic spine morphogenesis.